Messenger RNA from Plenodomus lingam JN3, 1071 nucleotides. Lineage: Eukaryota; Fungi; Ascomycota; Dothideomycetes; Pleosporales; Leptosphaeriaceae. The record is from RefSeq and is a predicted model, not a curated record.
AUGGCAAACCGGCAUCAAAGAUGGCACGGGACCCUCAUCGUUAUUGCCGUAGCCGGUUUCUCCAUCGUCUUCAAUACACUGCUUGCCCGCAAGCUACCUCUUAUUGAGGGCAUUGUCCUAGUCCUGCAUGUCCUUGGUUUCUUUGCAAUCUUCAUCACAAUGUGGGUUCUCGGACCUCGCAGCCCCGCUAAAGAAGUUUUCGGUGGGUUCCAGGAUAAUGCAGGUUGGGGAAAUGUCGGACUAUCUGUUCUGGUGGGACAAUUAUCCGCAAUCUUCUCACUGCUUGGUUCAGAUGCUGCGACACACAUGUCCGAGGAGUUGCGGGAUGCUUCGCACACGUUACCACGCGCCAUGAUCUGGACCGCUAUAUCGAACAGUAUUCUUGGUUUCCUCAUGCUUGUCACCUUUUGCAUUUGCCUCGGCGAUGUAGACAGUGCAAUUAUGACGCCCACGGGACAACCACAUAUUCAAGUCCUAUACAACGUCACGCAGUCGUUAACCGCCACUACGGUUCUUGCAUCCAUCACCACUAUCAUGGCGGUUUUCGGCUGUAUCAACAAUGUCGCGACAUGCUCUCGGCAACUCUUUGCCUUUGCCCGUGACCAAGGCGUCCCCUUCAGCCUAUUCUUGUCGUAUGUGCGUCCAGGCUGGGACAUUCCAGUAAACAGCGUCAUCGUUUCGUUUGCCAUUACCAUCAGUUUGUCUCUUAUCAACAUCGGUAGCACUGUGGCUUUCAACUCCAUUGCUUCGCUGGGCACGUGCGCACUCAUCUCCUCAUACAUCAUCAGCACGGCAUGUAUGUUCGUCAAGAGGUGGAAGGGAGAAGCUCUACUUCCUUGCAAGUUCUCGCUUGGUAAGGCGGGUAUUUGGAUUAACGGUAUUGCUGUGGUAUACCUGUCCGUCGCAUUUACGUUUGCCUUUUUCCCCACGUUUCCGCAUCCAACGCCUGAUCUGAUGAACUGGAACUUUUUGAUCUACGGCGUUGUCGUUGUUACUUCUCUUGUUUACUUCAUGAGAAAAGGGCGAAAAGUGUAUGUCGGACCUGUUGAAUAUUUGAACAAAGACUUGUGA